Messenger RNA from Funneliformis caledonium, 2637 nucleotides. NCBI's taxonomy places the organism in Eukaryota, Fungi, Glomeromycota, Glomeromycetes, Glomerales, Glomeraceae. The record is from the annotation of a GenBank genome assembly.
AUGAGGGUAAAAAAUCCAAAACGUAAUGGAAGUUCAGCAUUAAAAAGGCUAAAAACUACUUUAAAGGACGUAGGAUUAGUAGGACCAAAAUCAUGUUCAAAUACUAGUAAAAAGCAAAAACAAAAAGGAAACCCAGUAGAUACCAGGAAAAUUGAAUAUCAAUCCAAGUUGAAUAGUUUAAUGAAAAAUCAAGUAAAUCCUUUCGAGUUAAAAAUUAAUAGGGUUAAACAUGAUGUAUUGGGAAAGAAAAUUAAAGGUAUUCAAGGUAGACCUGGGUUGAAAAGACAAAUUGGAAUUGAGAAGAGAAAGAAAACAUUACUUGUUGAAAUGGAAAAUAAAAAUAAAGUUGGAGGUGUAGUUGAUCGUCGGUUUGGUGAAAAUGAUUUAAAUAUUUCACCCGAAGAAAAAAUGUUGGAAAGAUUCACUAAAGAACGACAGAAACGAUCGAAAUCAUCUUUAUUUAAUCUUGACGAAGAAGUAGAUUUGACUCAUUAUGGCCAAUCUUUGGCUGAAAUGGAUGUUUUUGAUGAUCCAGAUUUGGUUCUAAGUGAUGAGGACGAUGAAGGUGUUAUUGACAUGAAGACUGUAGCUAGAAGUCACUUUGGCGGAUUCGAGGUCAAUAAUAACAAUGACAUUGAACACAAAAAGUCAAAAAAUGAAAUUAUGAAAGAACUUAUUGCGAAGAGUAAAAUGCAUAAGUAUGAGCGACAAUUUGAAAAAGAUGAAGAUGAAAAGGUUCGUCAAGAAUUAGAUAUUGAAUUAGAUUCAAUUCGUAAUUUACUUAUUAUACCUCAUAAACCUCAUGAUGAACCUUUAGAAUCACAAGAGUCUGCUUUUCAGAAGCAUUCUGAGAUUGAGAAUAAGUCUGAACCUAAAUCGCAUGAGAAAUACGAAGAGUACGAUAGAAUUGUUCGUGAAUUGGCUUUUGAAAAACGUGGGAGACCUACGGAUAGAACUAAAACCGAGGAAGAAAUUGCUUUGGAAGAGAAAGAAAGUCUAGAAAAAUUAGAGCGCGCAAGAAAAAGACGUAUGGAAGGUAUAAGCUCGGAAUCUGAAGAGGAUGAUAAACAUAAAAGGCGAAGACGUGUCCCAGUAGCUGAUGAUUUAGAGGAUGAUUAUUUAGUUGAUGAGGAUAUAGAUGAUUUUGGAUUAGGAAAAGGAAUUACUAUAAAAGAUUUUUCUACUGUUGAAAGAAUGCAAGAUAAUGAAUCAGAUGUGACUGAUAUCCAAAAUAUCGAUGAAGAAGAUAUUAACGAUUUUUCAUCUGGUACAAAUCGAGAGGAAUCUCAAGUUAAAAAAACGAAAGUGAGCAAAAAGGAAAAGAAUAAAAAUGAAUUGGCGUAUACUUUUCCUUGUCCUUCAACGAUGGAAGAAUUUUUGAAAAUUUUAGAGGAUGCAGACGAUGAAAAUGUACCGAUAGUAGUACAACGUAUUCGAGUUCUUUAUCAUAUUAAACUUUCUCCUGAUAAUCAAAAAAAAUUGGAGAAAUUUUUUAAUAUCUUGAUGGAUUACAUUUAUACGAGAGUUCAAGAAACUCCAUGUCCAAUGCAUUUAAUAAAUCGAUUGUCGUUACAAAUAUUCGAUUUAGUACAACAAGUUACAGAAUAUGCUAUAAAGUAUUUUAUAGAAACAACCAAUCAUCUAAAAAAUGAGUUAAUAAAAAAUUUUAAAUUUCCGAAAAUCACUGGACUUAUUUAUUUUAAACUAUUAGGAAAAAUAUUUCCUACAUCAGAUUUUCAUCAUAAUGUCAUGACUCCAACUUUAUUAUUGAUAGGGCAAUAUUUGACUCAAUGUCAUGUUAUUAAUGGGAAAGAUUUAGUAUCUGGAUUGUUUUUGUGUAAUUUACUAUAUGAGUAUCAAACUUUAUCACGACGUAUUGUUCCUGAAGCAAUUAAUUUCUUAUUUACGACACUUGUAUAUCUAUCACCAAACAACACAUUCAAAGAUACAUCAUUAAUUCCCGGAACAUUCCCAUUUCCCAAUGAUAUCGAUUCUAUACCUUCCAUACUUCAAAUAAAGUGUGGGAAAAAAAUUGAUGCUCAAUUGUUAAAAUUUUCCGAAAUAUUAAACGGGAAAGUUGAUAAUUUAGAUAACGACAAUUUUAGAAUAUCUGUAUUAUCAGCUACUCUACACAUUAUUGAAUUAUACGCAACAUUAUAUAAUUCUACUCCUGCUUUUAUAGAAUUAUUCAAUCCUGUAUUGAAAUUGUUAUCUAAUUAUCCAUUAGAUAAAUUUUCAGAAACAACUAAGAAUAAAAUAAAUGCUACCCAAGAAGUUUUGCGAAGACUUCAAAAGUUUUCUAAACAAAAUAGAAAACCACUUGAAUUGCAGCAUCAUAAACCAAUUCCUAUUCCCACGUACAUUCCCAAAUUCCAAGAAAACUUUUCUAUUCAUCACGACCCGGAUAAAGAAAGUAGAAAGAUAAAUAAACUUAAAUCACAGUAUAAGAAAGAAUAUAAAGGAGCAAUAAGAGAAUUACGUAAAGACAAUCGAUUUAUCGCAAGGCAGCAUAUCAAUGUAGUUAAAGAAAAAGAUGCUAUUUAUAAAAAGAAAAUCAAUUUUAUUAUGGGAAAACUUGAAAAUGAACAGGGUGAAAAGAAGGCUUAUGAAAAAGCUAAAAAAUAUGGUAAAUUAUAA